CGGAUUAAUUUUUGAUUUAUUUAUAGAUGUUUUUCUAAGUAAAGCUGUUGCGGGCCAAUGUGGUACAGUCGUACAAUCCCAAACAGAAUAAAAGAUUUGUUUUGUGUAGUUCGUUUUUCGCUGUUUUCCGUGUUGUGGCGUCAUCAGUAUUUAAAUGGCUCUGAUUGGUCGAUAGACCAUCUCCAGGAUUUUGGGGCGGGACUACUGCUGCGUUCGAGGAAGGUGGGAAGUCGGAAUUUCCACGUAGGAUAAUUCGGACUUUCCCCGAAUGCCGCAUCGCUCCCGGAUCAAAAGAAUCGCUCGUCGUUCAUUCACGAUUGCAGACGUCUGACCGAACAAAUCAGCCAAGCUUUGCACUGCGAUGGCUGCACAGACAGCGCAUUUGACCGGGCUUUUCCCCCAAACAUGACUGUGCCUUUUGCAUGCGUCAGACGAACGGAAAGGACGUCGGGUCGACGAGGACGAAGAGGCGUUCAAGGCUUCGACUUGUCGAGGUAACAACAGCUGCAGCUAACGCGUCAUGCGGCGGGCCUGGCCAGUCCUGCCCACCCUGAUCCUCCUGUCGGAGCUGUCGCUCGCGACGGUCCGCGCGGCGCCGUGCCAGACCUGCCAGAAACUGGUGGAGAGUUUCAUCAAGGGCUUGGAGAGAACGGCCAACAAGAACUUUGGGGGAGGCAACACGGCCUGGGAAGAGGACAAGCUGGCCAAGUAUGCAAGCAGCGAGACUCGUCUCCUGGAGAUCGUGGAGAGCGCGUGCGACCAGACCGACUUUGAAUGCAACCGCCUGCUGGAGCGGAUCGAAGACCAGGUGGAGACGUGGUGGUUCCACAGGCAGCGGGAGGCGCCCGACCUGUCGGAGUGGUUGUGCAUCGAGCAGUUGCGCCUGUGCUGUCCUCGCGGACGCUUCGGACCCGACUGCAAAGAGUGUCCGUCGGGGCCCGGCGGCGUGUGUGGCGGUUUGGGCCGCUGCGAGGGCGAGGGCACCCGAACGGGGGACGGCCGAUGCGCGUGUGACCCCGGAUACGCCGGCCCGCUCUGUGGCGACUGUGCCGACGGCUACUACGCGGACAGAAGCGCCAACGCCACCUCCGGAGCCUGCGCAGCCUGCUUCCACUCGUGUAAGAAAUGCUGGGGCCCGCAGGACUACAAGUGCCUGGACUGCAAAGCGGGCUGGAUGCUUCACGACAACAAGUGCGUGGACGUGGACGAGUGCGGCACGGAGCUCUCCCGUUGUCCCUCCAACACGUAUUGUCACAACACGGACGGCUCUUACGACUGCAGAGGCUGCGACCAGGCCUGCGUUGGCUGCAUGGGCAGCGGUCCCGCCCGCUGCAAGAAAUGCGCGCGCGGUUACAAGCUGAGAGGAGCCAAGUGUCAAGAUGUGGACGAAUGCAUCGAAGGCGCGAUGGCGUGCCCGGGACUCAACGAGGCCUGCAUCAACGACUUGGGCUCCUUCCACUGUGACUGCGCCGACGGCUUCAUCAGGAGAGACAGCAUCUGCGUUGACAACAAAGCUCCCGCCGGUCCGGAGAAGGGCCUGUUUGACGACAUGACGGACGACGAGGUUCAGGUCCUGCAGCAGAUGUUCUUCGGCGUGGUCAUCUGCGCCUUGGCCACGCUGGCCGCCAAAGGCGACAUGGUUUUUACGGCCAUUUUCAUCGGAGGCGUGGCCGCCAUGGCCGGCUACUGGCUGACGGAGAAGGGCGACGACGUGCUGGACGGAUUCCUCAAGGCCCGCUAGGAUCAUUGACACGCCCACCCCCCCAACCCCGCACGCCGGCGUCGGCUCGGGGAGCCGCCCGCGAGGGCCUUUGCCGCGUUUUGUUUGCAUCGAUGCGAAGAUGCCGGAGGACGAGAUGAAGGUGACGCUGCGCACGCCUUUCAAAGGAAUUUGCGAGCUGGACUUUGUUGGGUUCGCCACUUCUGCAAACCACCACUACUGAUUGUUCAUAUCGGCGACUGCAUUUACUCAUCUGCAAAGUGGCUGCUGCCCCCCCCCCUCCCUCUCCCCCUUCAAUCAGGACCACCCCCUCCUCCUCAUGUCCGGUUUUGUUCCUGAUGCAGUGUAGCUCAUCACCACUCAAGCAGGAAUGUUUUGAUUGCAUUCCGGUGAAAUGAAUCUUUCUUUCUUUGUUGUCUCUGGCAUGGAGGACACCCCGCCGCAGGAUGGCAUUGUUGCGGCUGCUUUGAAGGGAAACGCUUCAAUCAUGAGGAUGCAAGCCAUUUGUGUUGCCUGGAAUUGAUUUGGAAAGUUCUUUGCUUUGCAGCACCCAAAAAGUUCAUUCUCCGCUUGGCGUUUUCCUUUUCAAUAAACGCAACACAAGAGAAG
This is a messenger RNA of Hippocampus comes (tiger tail seahorse), 2329 nucleotides long. It is a transcript of the gene creld1b, whose product is annotated as CRELD disulfide isomerase 1b. The transcript has 11 exons. The coding region runs from base 521 to 1741 and encodes 406 amino acids. The record is from RefSeq and is a predicted model, not a curated record. Gene Ontology annotation, molecular function: calcium ion binding. NCBI's taxonomy places the organism in Eukaryota, Metazoa, Chordata, Actinopteri, Syngnathiformes, Syngnathidae.